GUUCCUCCAUUCUCCACGGUGUAGCCGCCCUCGGCUUCCUUUUUCCAUUCUUUUCUUUUCAUUCUUUUUCACGAGUCCUGCCUGCGUAAUACGGCACUGCGCUGUGCUGAAUUGCACUGGACUCGCAACGGCUACUCCCGCGCCCAGCCCAACGGUCGACCGUUCUCGUGCAAUCGCACCCUCCAAGCCGUGAAACAUCACACCAGACGUCAACAGCGCAUGCUCAGCAUUCAUCCUGCAAUUGCGCCCGUUCUGUCUCCGAUCUGCGAGCUUGCCCCACGUGCUGGACUCCCCUUUGAGCCAUCCAUCCCUAGAUCCAAAGCUCAGCUCCGCUCCCUCCUCAUUCUACCCAUCUCAUGGCGGUAGCAUCCUCUCGUCAGCCGCUCCAGCAGCUGACGCCACCGGGCAGUUCCUAUGAAGGUGGUGCUGUUGCUGGCGGCGCGGGAGCCGAACCGGCACAAGGAGGACGAGGAUCGUGGGAUUUUGCCGUGCCCUUGGAUUCAUCAGCGAAAUCCUCGUACCCCGACCACGAGCUUCACAUGCACGGCGAUACCUCCUCCUCCCACGCUUACCCCUCUCCACCACCCUUUGCCAACCAACCCAAUGGUUUUGCCCACUCGGCAUCUUCACGAGCUAUGAAUCCGCAACCACAGUACUACGAGGAUGAUGUAGCCUAUGCUUCCCGCAACCAGGUCAAUGGGGCUUACAACAUGGGAUCCCCUGAGGCUCACGUAGGCGCUCAUGAUCCAGACAGUCCUAUGGAAUACAACGGACCCUCUGAAACUGCCCCAAACAGCAGGAUCGAAGCAGCACCCAAAGGGAAAGGCAAAAAGAGAUCUGCGAAGAAGCAGUCGCCACAGUGGACCGAAGCAGAGCAGAAUGAGAACAACUGGAUACAUCGUGACAAGUUGAAGGAGAUUGAGAACCGGGAGUUGGAGGCUGCAGGGUUUAGGGUCGGUCGUUCGAGCAGGUCCAACAGCAGGUCUCAAAGUGCUGGAGCCCGCCAUAUGUCCCGCGAUCGGGCAAAUUCGAACGCUACCGACACUCUUUCCAAUGGAGACUACCAUGCCGAUCAACGUCGGAUGGUUUCUCCCAUACCAGCUGAAGGCGAGGAGGAAGAAGUGCAACAAACUACUGGUUGGGACGUUCGGUCAGCCGAAGAGAUUGCUGCCGAUAGAGAGCAAUAUGCGGCCAAGAACACGCACGUCGUUAGACCGAGCACCUCUCGUAUACCCAUCGCCAAAACAAGCCCGCUCCCGGUGCCCAAUAACUUUGUCGAGCGAGAUCAGCCACUCCCGAGACCGAGAAACGGCAGCGGAAAUUGGGAUCCAGAUGCAAUUGCGAACAAUGGUGCUCGUGUGAGGAGCGGAAGCAUAUCGAGUCAAUUCCUGUUGGACGAACCACGCCCCGUGGAAGCCCCCCAGAAGAGCCCCAUGAAGAAGCAAUUCGAUCAUCGGGAGACUUCAAAUUCGACCCCUACGUCCGCCAAGUCGAAGACUCCAGGAAAACCCACACCCACUUCUGGAGUGCGUAAAGUUACUCCGAAGAACCAGACUAAACCUCGCAAUGCGUCAUCCAGCUCUCCCGUCAAACGACCUGGCACUAGCGGUGGAUCUCUUUCAAGGCCCGGGACCAGCCACCGACCUGAAGGCGAAGCCCCUUGGGUAGCUACCAUGUAUAAGCCUGACCCGAUGCUUCCACCCGACCAACAGAUCAUCCCAACGCACGCCAAGCGGAUGCAGCAAGAGCAGUGGGAGACCGAGGGCAGAGUGGCUUCUGUAUACGACAGGGACUUCCGUAUGUUGAACACGGAUGACUUCAACAAGAGCAAACGAAAUUCACCAGUUUCACCUCUGGAACCUGAAGUAGCACCAGCAGAUGCGCAAUGGCCGUUGUCAAACCCCAACAAACUUGCUCCCGCUCCUAUGACCGACAACACACCCAAGUCGCCCAUCAGUGAGGCUGGCAGUUACAAGCUCACACCGACUAUACCCCAAUCGCCCCGUGUUCCCUCUCCCGAGCGUCGGGUUGCUCCAGUCAUUGAUCCUCUACCUCUGAACACCACUCGACUUCCCGAACCUCCUAUUGAGACCGAAAAGGAGAAGGAGAAGAAAGGUUGUUGCUGCAUUGUCAUGUAG
Periconia digitata is the source of this 2138-nucleotide messenger RNA. The record is from the annotation of a GenBank genome assembly. Lineage: Eukaryota; Fungi; Ascomycota; Dothideomycetes; Pleosporales; Periconiaceae.